Rhea pennata is the source of this 2452-nucleotide messenger RNA. RefSeq names its product transmembrane protein 8B (gene TMEM8B). The record is from RefSeq and is a predicted model, not a curated record. Gene Ontology annotation, cellular component: membrane. NCBI's taxonomy places the organism in Eukaryota, Metazoa, Chordata, Aves, Rheiformes, Rheidae. Bases 1 to 2397 code for a protein of 798 amino acids. The transcript has 13 exons.
AUGGGCCGGCGGGCCGGCGGGGGCGGCGGGCAGCGGCGGCCGCUCGCCCCCCUCCUCCGCCUCGCCCUGCUCCUCCUGCCGCUCCUGCACCUCGCGCCGCCCGCGGAUGGGCUCUUUGUGACCGACUACUUCACCCGCACACCACGCAAGCUCAGCCCCUUCCGCUCCUUUGCCAGCAUCGAGCUCUUCCACUUCCACAUUCCUGAGGACACUGUCAUCGCCGUCUGGAACCUCAUCACCUUCAAGGAGCAAGGUGGCACCUUUGGGGACCAUUGCCCAGACCGCAGCAUCACCGUGUAUUUCCGCUCAGGGGCUCCCUCUGUCAUUAACCCACUGCAUACGCACUUUCCCAGGGACACUGCUGUCCCUGGCUCCUUUGCACUGACACUCACCUGGACCCUGCCAAACCGGACGACAGGGGUGUUCAAUGUCACCAGCCCGCUGCCCGGGGAUUGGUUCUUGGCUGCUCACCUGCCCAAAGAUGAGGGCAAGAUCUCCAUCAAGGGGCUCUAUGAGGAGUGCCAGUAUCUCUUCCAGCCACAGCUCAUCGUGCAACGCCUGGUGAGCAUUGCUGUGCUGUACCCCGGGUACGUCACCGAGCAGAGCAUGGCCCCCCACAACCGCUCCUGCCUCUACAAGGUGUUCGUGCCCAGCUACACAUCACGCGUGCUGGUGGAGGUGCUGCGGUGCCGCGGGGCUGAAGGCUGCCCGCUCUGGCUGCGUGUGCGGGCCAAGGCUCCCCCACUGCACAACUCCACAGCGCUGGACUGCCGGGAGCGCACACCCUGCCAGCUGGCCGUGGACCUGCCCUUCUGGCAGCACUGGUACUACGUGCUAGUGGAGAAGCACCCUGGGGUGCCCGGCACCAUCUCCUUCCAGGUCACUGUGCAGCUCACAGACUGCUCCAGACCCAGCCUGGCCCGGCCGCCCUUCCUGCCCCCCAGUGCCUCCAUGAACAUGCCCCACUCCUUCGGCUCUGCGGGCAGCUUGGCACUGGGGGACAGCCCUCCACCCAUGGGCCCCAACAGCACGAAGCACCCGAGUGCCAUCCCCACUGCGUCGCCUGCGAGCGAACGGUGCUGGCCAGUCCGCCCCACGCUGCGCAAUGAGCUGGACACCUUCUCCGUCCACUUCUACAUCUUCUUUGGGCCCAACGUGUCGGUGCCACCUGACCGCCCCGCUGUCUUCGUCAUCAACCUCCUACCGGUGCUGGACAGUGGUGGGGUGCUCAACCUGGAGCUGCGGCUCAAUGUGAGCUCCCUGUGCGGCGAGAACGUGACAGUGUUUGGGUGUCUCAACCAUGAGGUCCCGCUGACGUCCGGUGACAACGCAUCGGUCACCUGCGCGACGGAGUCCCUGGCGGGGUUCCUGCUCUCCGUCAACGCCACGGCCAGCCUCAGCCACCUGCGGAUCCCCUACCCCCAGACAGGCAGCUGGUACCUGAGCCUGCGCUCACUCUGCGCCACGGAGCAUGGGUUCGAGCCCUGCACCAACGUGACGGCUGAGGUGUACCUGCGCGCCUACCUCUCGCCCUGCAUCAACGACUGCGGCAUCUACGGCCAGUGCAAGCUGCUGCGCACCAACAAUUACCUGUACGCUGCCUGCGAGUGCAAAGCAGGCUGGAAUGGCUGGGGUUGCACAGACAACGCCGAGGCCUUCUCCUACGGCUUCCAGCUCCUCUCCACGCUGCUGCUGUGCCUCAGCAACGUCAUGUUCGUGCCUCCAGUAGCCAUCGCCGUUCGCAGCCACUACCUCCUGGAAGCUGCCGUGUACAUCUUCACUAUGUUCUUCUCCACUUUCUACCAUGCCUGUGACCAACCGGGCAUCGUGGUCUUCUGCAUCAUGGAGUACGACGUGCUGCAGUUCUGUGACUUCCUGGGCUCCCUCAUGUCCGUCUGGGUCACCGUCAUUGCCAUGGCCCGGCUCCAGCCCGUGGUCAAGCAGGUGCUGUACCUGCUGGGCGCCAUGCUGCUCUCCAUGGCUCUGCAGAUGGACCGCCACGGGCUCUGGAGCCUCCUCGGGCCGAGCCUCUUCGCCUUAGGGAUCAUGGCCAUUGCCUGGACGGCUCGCACCAUCCGGCGCCGCCACUGCUACCCACCGACUUGGAAGCGCUGGGCUUUCUACCUGUGCCCCGGGGCACUGAUCGCCGCCGCCGCCGUGCUGCUCUACACCUUCGUGGAGACCGAGGAGAACUACUUCUACAUCCACAGCAUCUGGCACCUGCUCAUUGCCGGCAGCGUGGGCUUCCUGCUACCGCCUCGCUCCAAGCCCAGCGGGCGCCUGGGGCCGCUGCCCCGGCGCAAGGGCUGCGGCUACCAGCUCUGUGUCAAUGAACAGGAGGAGCUGGGCCUGGUUGACCCUGCUGUGGUCUCCAUCAACAGCAUUUGCACCAGCUGAUGCCACCAGCACCCUGGACUCCUCUGGCUGGCGAGCAGUGCUGGGCCCCUCCGGU